AAAAUUGGGAAAUGAAAGAGGAAUUAGGGUCUUAAACAAAUCUUCAAAAUCUCAAAUCAAACAAAACAAUAACACAAAUGGAGCCAAACGGCGCCUCAGAAGCCGUAGUUCCACCGCCGCAGAAGCCUGAAACAGAACUAACCACCGAAAACAACACCAUCUCCUCAAAUCCAACACUAUCAAAAAACGCACAGAAGAAGCUAGCGAAGCAACAGAGAUGGGAAGCAAAGAAAAUAGAGAAGAAAGCAGCGGCGAAAGAACAGAAGAAGAAAGAACUCGAACGGAAAAGGAAGGAAUGGGAUGAAAGUCUCGCUAAUAUGAGUGAAGAAGAAAGAACGAAGUUAAUUGAAUCGCGAAUUAGUCUCCGGAAAGAGAGAAUGGAAAAAACUUUAGAAGAGAAACAAUGCAGAAAAGAGAGACUUGUUAAAGCUAAAGAACAUGGACAAAACGUCGUCGUUGAUCUUGAAUUCUCUCAUCUCAUGAUUUCUUCAGAAAUUCGUAGCCUCGUUCAACAGAUAAUGUAUUGCUAUGCGGCGAAUGGAAGGUGUGAGUCCCCCGCACAUCUUUGGCUAACUGGCUGCGAAGGAGAGAUGGAUGAUCAAUUGAAAAAGAUACCGGGAUUUGAUAAGUGGAUAAUUGAGAAGGAAGAUAAGUCAUAUAUUGAAGUAUUGCAAGAUCGUAAGGAUGAUAUGGUGUAUCUAACGGCUGAUUCGGAGACUGUUCUUGAAGAGCUUGAUUUGAAAAAGAUAUAUAUAAUUGGUGGGUUAGUGGAUAGGAAUCGGAAUAAGGGGAUAACUCUGGAGAAAGCACAAAAGCAAGGAAUUCAAACGGCUAAACUCCCUAUUGGUAAUUUCUUGACGAUGUCCAGUUCCCAGGUUCUUACUGUGAAUCAAGUUUUAGAAAUAAUUCUCAAGUUUCUAGAGACAAGGGAUUGGAAAACUUCUUUCUUUGCGGUUAUCCCUCAGAGGAAAAGAACUCAAGCUGAUUCAGAAGGAAAUGCGGAUAAUACUGUAGAGGAAGAGAAAGAGUGCGAACAAAAUGAUGAUCUAAUGGCAUGCAAAAAUCAAUGUGUUGAAGAGGAAGAGAUUGAGCAAAAAGAUGAUCUAAUGGCAAGUAAAAAGCAAUGUGUUGAGGAGAUCCCUUCUAACUGUUAGAAUAGUCACUGCCCAAAGUAUUGCUACAAACUUGCUGAUGGCGUGUGUGUAGAGUGUAGAACCGGAAAGGCAACACAUGACACUAGUUUCAAAUCAGAGCUGCAAGUGCAAUUUUCAUGCUGACAUAGAGAAUUAGCACAAUAUUUAUGUUUUUUUUGUUUGACAAAUCUGUGACUGGAUUUUCUCUGAGGUGUUAUCUCCCUUAUGCCAACAUUUUCUUCAGUUUUUGGAUCA
This is a messenger RNA of Trifolium pratense (red clover), 1388 nucleotides long. Its product is annotated as tRNA (guanine(9)-N1)-methyltransferase. The transcript has 3 exons. Gene Ontology annotation, biological process: tRNA N1-guanine methylation. Gene Ontology annotation, molecular function: tRNA binding. Gene Ontology annotation, cellular component: nucleus. Bases 78 to 1154 code for a protein of 358 amino acids. Lineage: Eukaryota; Viridiplantae; Streptophyta; Magnoliopsida; Fabales; Fabaceae. The record is from RefSeq and is a predicted model, not a curated record.